AUGGUGCGGUUCGUAUGCGUUCACAUACGCUCGUAUGAGUUCGGCUACGGUCGUAUGAGUUCGGCUACGGUCGUUUGUAAGACGUCCGAGGCGUCGUCUGUUGUUCGGGUCACAUUCACGUACCUCGUCCUCGCGUACCUCGAAUGUAAUCCGUUCCAAAGAGCGUCGCUUAUUUAUUCGCUUUAUGUUACUCGUCCUAGUUGUAAAUAUGUUAAGUGUAGUCAGUGUGCAUUAUCCGUGGGGCGGGCUGGGGAGCGUGCGGUAGGGGCAAGUGUGGCGAGUGUGGCGCGCGUGGCGAUGCGUGGUGUGGCGUGGCGUGUCGUGGCGUGGCGUGGCGUGGCGCGGGAGGCGGCAGGCGCGGGCGAGGCCCGGGGCGGACUCGAUACAGUGUUAUGCACAAUUAGUGUUACGUGUGAAUGUACUUUGCGGACGAGACGCGAACAUUGCGGGCUAUGA
Danaus chrysippus (African queen) is the source of this 456-nucleotide messenger RNA. The record is from the annotation of a GenBank genome assembly. Lineage: Eukaryota; Metazoa; Arthropoda; Insecta; Lepidoptera; Nymphalidae.